AUCAAGCUUCUGCUGAUCGGCGACUCGGGCGUAGGCAAGUCCUGCUGCCUGUUGCGCUUCAGCGAAGACUCCUUCACGCCGUCUUUUAUCACGACCAUCGGUAUUGAUUUCAAGAUCCGCACCAUCGAGUUGGACGGCAAGCGUGUCAAGCUUCAGAUUUGGGAUACCGCCGGCCAAGAGCGCUUCCGCACAAUCACCACCGCCUACUACCGUGGCGCCAUGGGCAUUCUCCUCGUCUACGAUGUCACCGACGAGCGCUCCUUCAACAACAUCCGCACCUGGUUCGCCAACGUCGAGCAACAUGCCACCGAGGGCGUCAACAAGAUUCUCAUUGGCAACAAGUGCGAUUGGGAAGAGAAGCGUGUCGUCUCAACCGAGCGCGGUCAGCAGCUCGCCGACGAGCUCGGCAUCCCCUUCCUCGAGGUCUCGGCCAAGAGCAACAUCAACAUCGACAAGGCCUUUUACUCCCUCGCCGCCGAUAUCAAGAAGCGCCUUAUCGACAACCAGAAGAACGAGCAACCCGCCGCCUCGGGCGUCAACGUUGGCGAGUCAAGUGGAGCCGGCGGAAAGUGCUGCUAA
Messenger RNA from Colletotrichum phormii, 579 nucleotides. Its product is annotated as putative Rab/GTPase. Gene Ontology annotation, biological process: regulation of exocytosis; protein localization to plasma membrane; protein secretion. The transcript is spliced from 2 exons. The annotation marks the transcript as partial. Lineage: Eukaryota; Fungi; Ascomycota; Sordariomycetes; Glomerellales; Glomerellaceae. Gene Ontology annotation, molecular function: GTPase activity; GTP binding. Gene Ontology annotation, cellular component: plasma membrane; endosome. The record is from RefSeq and is a predicted model, not a curated record.